AUGGCGAUUUCUCGUCCGGAAGGUGACGCUGCGCAGAUGAAGAUGCAGGUCGACGCAAAUCUUAAGGGGGGAGAUUCUACUACUACAACAACCUUGGGUAACAAAACUCCGGCUGGCACACCAGCGCAACCGCAAGAUCAAAAGGCGACCCGCGUUAUUCCUCCGACGGAAUUUGCCGACCCGAAGUCGAACAGCAAGGCGCUGAAAAGUGGAGGUAAAAGUACUAUGCCGGUGUCGUCUACAACUUCACGAGCGGCGUCGAAAAGUCCAACGACGAGCGGUACAACUGGUACCGUUGUGACAACUACUUCGACGAAUGCCGCAGGAGCAGCGAUGCCACCAGGAAGCAAGACACAAAACCUCCCGGUGGAUCAGGAAGAGGAAAAAAAUGGUUUGGAGCAGAUGCAAGCCCUUACCCCCUCGCCCAGCAGCAGCUCGUGGCGGCAGCACCAGCCCAUCAAGGCCGCUGGGAUGUCCCUUGUGCAAGGCGAUCAUGCAGCUACACCUGCUUCUUGCAUCACGCCAGGAGUUGCUUCUACUUCACCGGUCGUUUUCGGUCCCCAAGGCCCCCCUACUUCUCCGAUGACCGGUGAUAUGAACUACCGAAAGGAGAACCAGGAGCUUAUGAAGCGCAUGAACAUCAAUGCGAGCAGUUUCGGGUUAUUUUCCGCGACAACCCGGAAGGCGCAGGUCGAAGAGCACUGGCUCCGAUACCUCUCGGUCGACGACAAAAACCUGCUGUGUUUUCAGGUGGACGACCACGUGACGAGGCUGGCGCAGUGCGUGAAACACAACGAGAACGAGAUGUGCGAUCUGUUGAACCUGCCGAAAAAUCUCUCGCCGGUCUACAACCCGAAGCGGUUUGGCGCUCUAAACGGGGAGCGCAUUGCGAAAAUCCUGGUAAGUUUCUGGUCGGAGGAGGGCGAGCUGGAGCGAAAGCCACUGUUGGGCGUGUUUUUCCGCUACGUGGACAAGAUCGUCCGGUUGCACAAGAUUGUGGGCAGCAGCACAUCAACUGGUGGUUCUUCACUAGGUCAGAAAGCUACUUCUACAACGGAAGCAGCAGCUCCACCGGUCAAGAAGACUGCGUGGGGGGUGAACAACGGUGCGACUGUGACUGUGGAAAAGAAAAAGCAGGCCAAGAUUGUUUUGGACGGGUCCUGGUUAGGCCGGUUAACCUACGAGUUCUUGGCAAAAGGGUAAGUUAGUACGUGCAACUGAUUCUCUUGUUUACUAGAUUUGACGCUGUAUUCAUCGCGCGUUCUUUCCGUAGCAAGAGCAGCAGCAGCAGCAGCAGCAGUGGCACGCCUGCAUGAUCAAAUUAUUUUGCACGAAAAAAAAAAGCACAAAGAACUCUCCAAUACUUUUCAGAUAUGGUGACCUUUUUGAAGUCGCUACCCGGUUCGCUGACCCCCUGGAGCACGAACUAACCAAGCAGAUGUUGAAUCCGGACCGCACCACAUGGACAAUGUACCCAUACGCGGCAGAUCGCAACAACCGCAUCCAGUACGACGAGCAUCUCCGGCCGAUCACAUUUCCGGACAUUUUUCUGGACGAGACAACCAAGCUCAAGACCGCCCUGGAGCGGGCGGAUGACGCGAAACAGGAGGCAAGGCUCAACUUCGCGGGCGGAGAGCCAGAUAGUUCCUCCAGUUGCUCGGGUGAUGAGCAGGAGAACAAAACAGGGACAGCAAAGUCGUCAAGUAAAAAAUCCGCAAAAAAGCAGAAAACCACGUCCACCCCCGACUUGGCUGAUGCGAACGUGGUCAACAGCGGUGAAGAAAAUAAUAAACUCAAAGAGCAAACAACUGCUUCGGGCGAAGACAAAAAGAAAAGCGGCAUUCUCCAGCGCCUGCCUGCCUGGUUGCGCGGAUCGGCUGCUAAGGAAGCCGCAGUGCUAGAACAAAGUGGGACGGCGAUGGAAAAUGUCCAGGAUGUCGACAUGGUGUCCUCGCAAAACGGGCCUGCCACGUCGCAAAUGUUGAAUCUCCCCGACGUGAAGGAGCUCCAAGCCAACGCACUAAAGAUGUUUUCUGUCGAGAAAUUGUGGCAGCAAGACAGCAAUGGCACUGCAACCUCGACGCACAACAGCGACGAGCCACAGACGGCAGGUGGACACCAAUCCGAGAAACACAAUAAAGCAGAUAAUGACAAGAUCCCGGCGACAAGUGCGGACUACCCAGCUCUGACACCCUCAGUUAAAAACUCUAGUACGGUCAGCAAAUCAACAACAGCGGCUGUAGAAGAAGGCCCGACGACCGUGUUUGUGACCAGUUACGGAUUUGCGUAUGCCCCGCCACUGAAGUUGUACGGCAAGCUGGGGUACAUUUCCAAGUUUAUCUCCGAACGGGAGGGCCACGUGGAAAAGGAAUCCAGUUGGUUUUUGGACAAGCUUUUCGAGGUGAAGAAGUCCAAGGCGAUGUACUGGCUCCACAUCGGCACCGCCAGCUACCGCUGGAUGACGCCGGCCUUCGAUCUGCGCGCCGAGCAGAGCGGGUCGGGACACCUGGACCAGACGAACCCUACCCGGCACAAGCCCUUUUCGACCGACCUGCCGCUUUCCGUCGCGGAUUUGCGUUUUUUCAUCGAGGCCGCGGGCUACGAGUUUCUGGAAGACAAUUUGCAGGUUUCGGUGCUGGGACAGAACACGCGGGCCAUCGUGCAGAACGAAAACUCGACCUGGUGCUUUCUGGCCAAGCGGAAAGAUGUGGUGGAGUGA
Amoebophrya sp. A120 is the source of this 2719-nucleotide messenger RNA. NCBI's taxonomy places the organism in Eukaryota, Dinophyceae, Syndiniales, Amoebophryaceae. The record is from the annotation of a GenBank genome assembly.